Messenger RNA from Fopius arisanus, 553 nucleotides. It is a transcript of the gene RpS8, whose product is annotated as ribosomal protein S8. The coding region runs from base 93 to 506 and encodes 137 amino acids. The record is from RefSeq and is a predicted model, not a curated record. The transcript has 5 exons. NCBI's taxonomy places the organism in Eukaryota, Metazoa, Arthropoda, Insecta, Hymenoptera, Braconidae. Gene Ontology annotation, biological process: maturation of SSU-rRNA from tricistronic rRNA transcript (SSU-rRNA, 5.8S rRNA, LSU-rRNA); translation. Gene Ontology annotation, molecular function: structural constituent of ribosome. Gene Ontology annotation, cellular component: cytosolic small ribosomal subunit; ribosome.
AUGUAAAAUUCCGUAGUGGUCCUUCACCGGAAGUGAAAUCUCCUCGUCUUUUUCUCUGAAUAGUUUAAGGCCUUUUCGGUCGCUCUUGCACGAUGGGUAUUUCCAGGGAUCACUGGCAUAAGCGACGUGCCACCGGAGGCAAGAGGAAGCCCCUCAGGAAGAAGAGGAAGUUCGAGUUGGGACGUCCUGCUGCCAACACCAAACUUGGAGCCCAGAGAAUCCACACGGUUCGUACACGUGGUGGAAACAAAAAAUACAGAUUUCAGACUGAGGCUGAGGAGGAGGCGCUCAACAAGAAGAGAUCGAAGAAGUGCGAGGCUAAAUACAAGGCCAGACAACGAUUCGCCAAGGUAGAGCCAGCAUUGGAGGAGCAAUUCGCAACUGGACGUGUUCUUGCUUGUGUUGCAAGUCGUCCAGGUCAAUGUGGAAGGGCUGACGGUUACAUCCUGGAGGGCAAAGAGCUCGAGUUCUACAUGAGAAAGAUCAAGAGCAAGAAAGCCAAGUAAAUGUAACAACAAUUUAACAAUAAAACACAAACGUACGUAAAAAAAAA